CGUCUGCCGUCAGGAUGAUUUAACCAUGCGUGCGUGCGUGCGUGCGUGCGUGUGUACAGGCGAGGUGGUGAGAUUGACAGUCGUCAGGGGUGAUGAUGGACAGCUGGGCUUUAGUGUGCGAGGAGGAUCUGAACAUGGACUCGGUGUUUUCAUCAGCAUUGUGCAGAGGAAGAGCGCCGCAGAGCUGGCAGGGUUGUGUGUUGGUGAUAAGUUAAUAGAGGUCAACAGUGUCAGUCUGGAGAAUGUCAGUAUGAGCAGUGCUGUGAAGGUUUUGACGGAUCACGCUCGACUCCGAUUGGUCGUUCGGCGGUUGGGGCAGAUACCUGGAGUUCGAUACACCAAUGAGAAAACCACAUGGGUUGAUCUGAUUCACCGUCGGAUGGUGGUAGAAGAAUCAGACGCUCCGGUGUCAGUGUACAGCUCAGGUGGAGCUCUGUGUCGGACGGUUCACCUGCAUCUCUCUUACAGUCACUCCUGUCUGGGCCUCAACAUCCGCGGAGGACAAGAGUAUAACCUGGGCAUCUAUGUAUCAAAGCUGGAUCCCGGUGGUCUGGCAGAACAGGGCGGGGUUAAGAUGGGAGAUCAGAUCCUGUCAGCCAAUGGUGUGAGCUUUGAGAACAUCAGUCAUCAGAGAGCAGUGGAGGUGUUGAAGAGUCAACCUCAUGUUAGACUCAACAUUAAAGAGGCAGGGAGAUAUCCAGCUUUUAAAGAGAUGGUGACAGAGCUCAGCUGGGUCAAUAAAGCAGGUAGUGAAACAGUGGGUUCAUCCUCACAAGGGUCUGACUCUCUGUCGUCUGUGUCCUCGCAGUCCUCCGGCACACCGCUGGGCUCUAUGAGUGGUCUUUCCCAAGCUACUCUGCCUGUUAGUUUACCAUUAGGAGCCGAAAUGUGUGACGCGUGCAGCUCCACAGAGCUCCAGUUUCAUCCAGACUCCACUGAUAAUGACUGUCAGUCAGAGCAACAGCGGACGGUGAGCCGAGGACCCGUGGAGCUGUUGAACGACUCUGUGAUACGGAGUGAAGGAGGGACAGACGGAAGAGAGGGCGGGAAAGCAUCUCUGCUCAUGGCUCUGAGUCAACCCAGUCCUCUGAUUCGCCGAACACAAAGUCACAUGACUGCUCUAGAAGAGAAGAAACAAAGAAAAGAACACGAGACGAACAGCCCGCUGCAGCGCUCCAGAACCUUCUUCAGUCUGUUCCGGAAGAGCGAUUCCUCCAGAUCUGCGUCCCAUUCAGAGAGCAGUCGGGGCAGGUGUGAUAAGGAUUUCUGUCAUGUGAGAGAAAUGGCUUUCAGAUUGCUGGAGGAAGAAGACGUGAGAGUGCUGUUGGAGAUAUGUGAGAAGUAUUUAACAGAUGGAGAAAUACAGACGCUGGCGAACACGCUGCUGAUCACACUGAACACGCCAGAGAAACUCCUGCUGCUCAGAGAAAUCAGAACGCUGGUGUCCUCUGACGAUCUUCUGCACUUUGACCGUAUUGUGACUCCAUUUGAAGAAGAAGCUUACGAUACUCUGAAGAGUCGCUCAUGUAGAAGUUCUCCAGCACACUCGCCUCAGACAGGCCACGCCCCCACACGCCACCUCAUUCCUGCUGUAACAGAUCUCUGUAGUGGAUCAGCAGAGAACAUGAAGAAACAGACGCAGAUUCUGGAAGAUCAGCUCAGUCUGUGGUGUUAUGAAGAACAGACGUCCACAGGCUUCAGCCCUCUGCAGGACGUUCCUGUGGACUCUUACACACACACAUCAUCUAACUACACAUCUGCUCUCAUCCCCAACUGGCUCCUGACAGAGAACACACAUUCAGACUCAUCCCAGACACCUGAGAGUGCUUUGACUCAACCCGACACAAAAAGAGGACGACUUGCACUUAAGAAAGGACAUUCUGGGAUCAGGAGAGACGGCGAAGAGGGGCCGGGUCAUGAUGUUCUGUUGACUGUAGUGGACAUGCCUCGCCACAAGAGGCCGCUGCUGUCACAGGUCUUCAGUACACUUAAAAAGGCUCACAGUUCAAGUGUGUCACCUGUCGAACAGCGUGAGCAACAGCAGAGUUCAGACCGUGAUGGUCACACCGAGCCGGAGUUUGAGUUCACUUCAGUCAACAUUAGCAAAACCAAGCUGUCUCUGGGGAUCAGUAUAUCAGGCGGAGUGGAGUCCAGGGUUCAGCCGAUGGUGAAGAUCGAGAGGAUUUUCCCAGGAGGAGCGGCGUCUGCUAAUGAUGUCCUGCAGGCUGGCUUUGAGCUGGUGUCAGUGGAUGGUGUUUCUCUACAGGGCGUCACCCAUCAGAUUGCUGUGGACAUCAUACGAGAGGCAUUCAGCAAUAAAUCAAUCAACCCCAUGGAGCUCGUGGUGAAAGUACCCACAGACCCCAAAACACAUCAAACUUAAAAUGUUCUGCUAGCCUUA
Triplophysa rosa is the source of this 2401-nucleotide messenger RNA. RefSeq names its product PDZ domain containing 7b (gene pdzd7b). The transcript is spliced from 14 exons. Gene Ontology annotation, molecular function: protein binding. Bases 26 to 2383 code for a protein of 785 amino acids. Gene Ontology annotation, biological process: auditory receptor cell stereocilium organization; sensory perception of sound. Gene Ontology annotation, cellular component: stereocilia ankle link complex; cilium; plasma membrane. The record is from RefSeq and is a predicted model, not a curated record. Lineage: Eukaryota; Metazoa; Chordata; Actinopteri; Cypriniformes; Nemacheilidae.